AUGUUAGAUGCAUUUAUUCAUGAACUAAAAAUGCACCUGCACCUUAAUUAUAGUGACAGAAUUAUACGUUGUUUUGGUAUUAGUUUAGGAUUUCAAAUUGCAGAUGGAUUAAAUUACUUGCAUAAUGAAAAUAUUUUACAUAGAGAUCUUCAUUCUAGGAAUAUAGUUAUUCAUGAAAAAAAUGCUAUAAUUACUGACUUUGGUAUUUCAAAAAAUCAAAAUAAUCAAACUUCAACAGCUUAUGUUGGUAAUUUUGGUAUUAUUACUUAUAUGGAGCCAAAACGUUUUAAGGAUGCAAAUUUUCCAUAUACUAAAUCUUCAGAUAUUUAUAGUUUUGGUGUACUAAUGUGGGAAAUUUCUAGCGGAUGUCCUCCAUUUAAGGAUUGUGAUGAUAAAGUUGCACUUGCUAUUUCCAUUAACACUGGUACUCGUGAAAAUACUGUUCCUGAUACUCCUAACGAAUAUGAAAAACUUUAUAGAAAUUGUUGGAAACAAGAACCUGAACAAAGACCAACUAUCAUUGAAAUAUUGAAUGAGUUUGAAAAAAUGGGUUUUGGAAAUAAUGUCAUAAGAGAAUUAGUCAAAGAUAAUGAAAAUUUAACUUCGGAAUCACAGUCUAAUGCUGAAUCUUUAGAACAUGUACAUUCCUCUUCAAAUUUCCACAUUAACUGGAACAAAGAGUUGGCUAACACUCAAAGCAAUUAGAUUUUCAAAGAAAUGUAAAAAUAGACAUGUCUUUUCUUUUUUUAAAGCUGACAAAUGAAUAAAAUUGAACAUAUGCUUAAUUUAAGAUUACUAACCAAAUCACCAAACAU
Rhizophagus irregularis DAOM 181602=DAOM 197198 is the source of this 815-nucleotide messenger RNA. Lineage: Eukaryota; Fungi; Glomeromycota; Glomeromycetes; Glomerales; Glomeraceae. The record is from RefSeq and is a predicted model, not a curated record.